UGUGAGUUCUGUAACAAGACAUUUUCUCACAGUAAGAGUUUGGAUAUACAUCUGAAAAGGCACACAAAACCAUAUUCUUGUGAGUAUUGUAAAAAGACAUUUUCUGUUAGUUCCAGUUUGAAAACACAUUUGAGGAUACACACAAAUGAAAAACCAUAUUCUUGUGAGUAUUGUGAAAAGACAUUUUCUGUUAGUUCAAAUUUGAAAACACAUUUGAGGAUACACACGAAUGAAAAACCAUAUUCUUGUGAGUUUUGUAAAAAGACAUUUUCUGAUAGUUCAAGUUUGAGAACACAUUUGAGGAUACACACAAAUGUUUUGAUAGUUUCUCUCACCUGUUCUUGA
Uloborus diversus is the source of this 345-nucleotide messenger RNA. RefSeq names its product protein krueppel-like. The transcript is spliced from 3 exons. Gene Ontology annotation, molecular function: RNA polymerase II cis-regulatory region sequence-specific DNA binding; DNA-binding transcription factor activity, RNA polymerase II-specific. The record is from RefSeq and is a predicted model, not a curated record. The annotation marks the transcript as partial. Gene Ontology annotation, cellular component: nucleus. Gene Ontology annotation, biological process: central nervous system development; regulation of transcription by RNA polymerase II. NCBI's taxonomy places the organism in Eukaryota, Metazoa, Arthropoda, Arachnida, Araneae, Uloboridae.